Molecule: messenger RNA, 594 nt
Organism: Ornithodoros turicata
Lineage: Eukaryota; Metazoa; Arthropoda; Arachnida; Ixodida; Argasidae
Exons: 1
Coding region: 1-594 (197 amino acids)
Source: RefSeq, a predicted model, not a curated record
AUGGAGCUCCCAUACGACGCCCUCAAAACUGCCUUGACCCGUCGUACCACAGCUUCUGAACAAGUGCGCCUCCGCCAGCUGCUCACUGCUGAAGUCCUCGGCGACAGGAGACCCUCCCAACUCCUCCGUCGCAUGCAGCAACUCUUGGGCGAUCGUGCUUCAGCUGUGGAUGAAUCGAUCUUGCGCGAGCUGUUCUUACAGCGACUUCCGAACACCGUGCGCAUGAUCCUCACGACGUCCUCCACUGUGUCCCUGGAAGCCUUGGCGGAGAUAGCGGAUAAGAUCAUGGAUAUUGCUCCACUAGCCAUUUCUGUAGUCUCUUCAUCCACCGCCCCCGUUACCCCCACCUUGGCUGACUUUCAAGCUCUCCGUGAUGAGGAAGCGCGACUCACUACCGAGGUCUCCACCUCGCUUCACCUUAGCCAUCGUCCCCGAAGCCCCAGGCCCCGCAGCUCUCGCCGCGUCGGUCGUCGCCGCAGGCCCUUGCGCCCGCGGUCUACCGACUCUACAGGGUGUUGGUGUGGGAGACGACCACCGUGGGCGAUGACAAAGCAUUUGGGAUGGCGUUCGAUCACGUGGUGUGGUCCAGAGUAG